This is a messenger RNA of Nilaparvata lugens (brown planthopper), 3801 nucleotides long. It is a transcript of the gene flz, whose product is annotated as serine protease filzig. Gene Ontology annotation, biological process: proteolysis. Gene Ontology annotation, molecular function: serine-type endopeptidase activity. The record is from RefSeq and is a predicted model, not a curated record. The coding region runs from base 445 to 3648 and encodes 1067 amino acids. Lineage: Eukaryota; Metazoa; Arthropoda; Insecta; Hemiptera; Delphacidae. The transcript has 9 exons.
CUAGUCCUCUAGUCAGUCAGUCAGUCUUUUACAGUUGCCGGCUUCACAGCUUAGCUUAGCUCAGAGAUCAUCGCAACAUUCUUGUUUGUCUCUCACACCCGGGGGCUUCUUGUCGUCUGCCGUGCGAUAAAAUUCCACCCGCCUUUGGCCACUGCAGACGACCAGCGGCUCUGACACUCCUUGCUCUGACACUUUGUGUUUGACACUGUGCAGCGGACACUUAGUGCUUGUGAUUUUACACUCGUUGAUUGUACUUUACGUGCGUGAACACUUCACCAGGAAUAACAAGAACACAACUGCAUCUGCUGUCUGAAGCAAAUUGAUUCAAAGCAUACACCACAAGGCCUCAUUACGAUUUCUGAGCACUUUGGGGCGGUCGGACGGAGUGGAUACAUGCCAGUGAUAAGCACCUAACCAACGGCAGUGCAGAGGAAUGAGGGGCGUAUGAUGCCCGAUCGAUCUGUGGCGGUCCGCCUGCUCCUCUGCACCUGGCUGGCUGCCGCGCUCCCACCACCCAACACCAACAAUCAACACCCAACACACCAAGAGAGGAAGUUUGGAGGAUACAGAAUUGUGCCAAAGCCAUGCAAGGACACAACAUCAACGUCCGAGGUGGGAGGCAAGGCGAAGACGAAGAGCCAAGGUGAAGGCGUGUGCAUGUUCAACUAUGAGUGUGCCCAACGUGAGGGCACUGUCAUUGGAUCAUGUAUGGAUGGUUUCCUUUUUGGUGCCUGCUGUCGCCUUCCUCCAGGAGUCGCCAUAACACAACAUGACAUCACAUCGCCACACUCCACCACCAUGAUAUCAUCUCCAUCAAUAUCAUCACAGACUGUUGAAAGCAUCACAUAUUCGGUCAGACCCAUGACCUACAAACCAACCGCCGAAACAGUUCUCCUACACAAGAAUGGCUCAGCGGUACAUGACUCCAACAGUCCUGAAGAGUUCGAGGCAUUCACCAAGCCACUAACACGAGCCACUAGCCCUAGACCUGAGUUCAGCACAUUCAGCUAUGUUUCUGGUACCGGGGAAAUACUACCAGACACACGUUGGACUACAAGAAACCCACAAAAGUCAACUGUUUGGGUAUCUGCCACCAAAUUCACAAGUGAUAAUUUUUCACAAAGUACCAAUGAAGUUCACUAUGAAUCUUCAAGCAGUCCUUUCAAAAAGCCAAUAAAUGAUGAUGAAGAGAACAUGAUUAGAAUACCGACAUUCUCAGUAAACAGUCAAGAUGUUGAGGAUGCUACGAAUGCAGCAUCCAUUAAUCAUAUUCUCAAUAUACUGAAUGAUACAGUACCUGUGAAGCCCCCAUCAAUCACUUCUCAUCAAUCAGCAGGGCUGUCAACUUGGGUAUCUGUGAACGGUAGACCUGAGAAGACAUCAACAGCUACAUACUACUCUCCCUCUUCCAAAGUCAACUUAACAACUGUACCAAGUGUGAAAUCGCCUUACUCGACAACAACAACUUCAUCCACCACUCAUUUCUACAGUCCCACAAGUUCAAGCUCAAUAUUCAAUAAAUCUCCUACAAAGCCUCUUUAUGCAACAUCAACAACAACCAAUUACUUUUACUAUGAUAAGAAAAAACCAGAGAGGCUUGGUUCUAGUACAACAACACAGAAAAUAGUAGGUCCGUCGUUUCAAGUGACACCUCAGGUGAAAAUCACUUCGAAACCUCCAGCUGCAGGGCAGCAGCAGCAGCAGCAGCAGCAGCAAGAGCCUGCACCCACAGUCAUUGUCCUUGGCCCACUUAACCCAGUCACAACAAAGAGGCCCCCUGUCACAGAAAGCACAACUACCACAAUUGUUAGUAUCAAACCACAAGUAACUGGUACUCUUAUUACAGUUAAACCACAGAGUACACCUGACCCUCACAAGCCACUUUACACACAGAUUAUCUUGCCCCGACCAGAUGUUGUGAUAACAACAUCAACAAAUGGUCAGAAACCAACUGAUGAUAUUUAUACAACAGCCAAACCAAAACCCAAACCAACACGACCCCGACCACCUGUGUCAGAAGCUGGAACAUACAUAACAGCAAAACCUCAGUUACCAGUUAACCAAAAGCCCUUGUUCCAGAGACCGGAUGCAUCAAGCACUCAGCAACCAAUUACAGGCUCAACUGAGCUACUAGUCGCUUUCCCACCUGUGCGUGACCCCAAUGUCAACCUUACUGCUGUUCAACAGGAUGAAAUAUUGCAAACCACUGUUGAUGAUCAAGAUGAUUCAACACCACAUUUCACUGUGGAUGAAAAUCUGGACGAUAAAGUGCAUGGGUUUGUAGAGAAAAUAGUGCAAUCACUGGAAGGUAAUUUUGUAGAUUUGGAAAAUGUUCUACUAGAUGGUCAAGCAAGACCCAACAUAACAGUUAGUCAAGAGCCAAUCAAAAGACCAGUGUCAACUUCAACAAUUAGACCCCUGGCACAAUCAACACCCACUAAAAGGCCUACAAAGCUUCCCAACCAGAGACCUACACCAGCAACUCUGCUAGGGUCCCGUCCAACAUCUAGCCAACGUCCAACUUCGGCAAGACCUACCCCCACUAGGCCCUCAUCGAGACCUACCACUGUUGCAGUCAUCACUAGACCUCCCCCAACAUCGUCAACAUUAUCAACCCCCAGACCAAAACCAAAGCCUCCCUCAACCACUGUCCUUCUCUUCCAACCAGGAUCCACUUCCACCACAACUACCAUUAACAAACCGUACAACAAAAGGCCGCCUGUCUCCAGUACCACGAUUCUUGUUGAUCACAUUGCCGUUGAUCAGUACUCAUCUUCUUCGACUCUCUCCUCAUCCUCUUAUGCUGCCUCAACCCAGACCACUACCAAUGAGCCCAUCAAAACUUCCACCGAGCUGGAUUACAGAAGAGAAUGUGGAGUGAGGCCGCUCAUGAAAAAUGGAAGAAUUGUUGGAGGGAAAGGAGCGACUUUCGGGGAAUGGCCCUGGCAAGUGUUAGUCCGAGAAGCGACUUGGCUCGGUCUUUUCACUAAAAAUAAGUGCGGAGGUGUACUUAUCACUAACAAAUAUGUUAUUACUGCCGCACAUUGUCAACCCGGGUUCCUAGCAUCCCUAGUAGCUGUUUUUGGUGAAUAUGAUAUCAGUGGAGAGUUUGAGUCGAAGCGUUCAGUAAGCAGAAACGUUCGCAGAGUUAUUGUCCAUCGGCAAUAUGAUCCGGCCACUUUUGAGAACGACAUUGCAUUAUUGGAAUUGGAAACUCCUGUGCAGUUUGACUCGCACAUCGUUCCUAUCUGUAUGCCACAGGAUGAUGAUGAUUUCACUGGCAGGAUGGCUACUGUCACGGGGUGGGGCCGACUCAAGUAUGGAGGUGGAGUUCCCAGCGUACUCCAAGAAGUGCAUGUCCCUGUUAUGGAGAAUGCAGUUUGCCAAGAAAUGUUCCAGACAGCCGGUCAUACCAAGAGUAUCCUUAACAGCUUCCUUUGCGCUGGGUAUGCAAAUGGACAGAGAGACUCUUGUGAGGGUGAUUCUGGAGGUCCUCUGAUGGUUGAAAGAGAAGACGGACAUUGGGUUCUUGCAGGAACCGUUUCGCAUGGUAUCAAGUGUGCAGCACCAUACUUGCCUGGAGUUUACAUGAGAACAACCUUCUAUAAGCCUUGGCUUCAGAGCAUCACUGGAGUUCGAAGUUUUUGAAGAAAUGGAUUAGUUUUCGAAUGCAAAAUCAAUAGAAGACGGGAAUGUAUUCAAACAUUCUAGUUAAUUGAAGAAACUGUUAAUUACGUCAGAGAAGAGAUGAAAGAAGCUGUUGAAUUUUCUUGUGAAUCAAAUUAAAUAUGCCCAACAGUA